Alternaria conjuncta is the source of this 3231-nucleotide messenger RNA. RefSeq lists its product as uncharacterized. The transcript has 6 exons. The record is from RefSeq and is a predicted model, not a curated record. Lineage: Eukaryota; Fungi; Ascomycota; Dothideomycetes; Pleosporales; Pleosporaceae. Gene Ontology annotation, cellular component: cytoplasmic side of plasma membrane; plasma membrane; cell division site. Bases 1 to 3231 code for a protein of 1076 amino acids. Gene Ontology annotation, molecular function: phospholipid binding; protein binding. Gene Ontology annotation, biological process: cytoskeleton organization.
AUGGGUGGUGCAGCGACGGAGCCGCCUUCGGUCUCCCUAUCGUUCGCCAACAAUUUCUGGGGCAAAGAUGACGCCGGCGUCGGUCCCAUGCUCGACCGCAUGCAUGCGGCCAAGGUCACCAACGACGAACUCAAGAACUUCUACGCAGCCCGCUCGGCAAUUGAAGAGGAAUACUCGCGGAAACUCCUAAAUCUUUCGCGCAAGCCCCUGGGAUCCUGCGAAACCGGCACCCUACGACUGUCGUGCGAUGUCAUCCGAGCCGAGGUCGAAUCCAUGGGCAAGGCGCACCAGAGCAUAGCACAGCAGAUGAAGACGGAGCUAGAAGAGCCACUAGCCGCUUUCGCUGGUGGAAUGAAGGAGCGCAGGAAGAUUGUACAGAACGGCAUUGAGAAGCUGCUCAAGCUGAAGAUGCAGCAGACAUCGACUGUCAACAAGGCACGCGAUCGGUACGAGCAGGACUGUCUCAAGAUCAAGGGUUUCCUAGCGCAGGCGCACAUGGUCAUGGGACACGAGGAGCGAAAGAACAAGGCAAAGCUGGAGAAGACACAGAUCAAUCUGGCGACAACCAGCAGCGAAUACGAAGCUGCGGUCAAGGUGCUCGAGGAGACCACCGGCAGAUGGAACAGGGACUGGAAAGCCGCCUGCGACAAGUUCCAGGAUCUCGAAGAGGAGCGCAUCGAUUACACAAAGAGCAGUCUCUGGAACUUCGCCAACAUCGCCUCCACAGUAUGCGUCAGCGACGAUGCCGGAUGCGAGAAGAUGCGCCUGUCCCUCGAGGAUUGCGACGUAGAGAAGGACAUCAGCGGCUUCAUCAAGGAGUCCGGCACGGGCCAGGAGAUCCCCGACCCUCCCAAGUUCAUCAACUUCUGCAGAGGAGACGCCGAGACCUCAUCGCAGGUUGACGAGGACGAGAACUACUCAGUCGCCCAGUUUGCUAGGACCUUGAACCCAUCCUACCGCGCUUCAUCACCAGCGCCAUCUACAUUCUCCUCGCAUCACGAUCCAAACAACCCACUAAACCACCGCCUCCGCUCAUGGAUGAACCCCGCAGGCGUGGAGAGUCUCCCCACCAACAGGCAGAAUCUCCCCGACAACCCACCAAGACAGCAGCAGCAGCACAUCGAGCCUCUGAGACAACAACACCACAUUGAACCUCUGCGACAACAUGUGGAACCACCAAGGCAACCAGAGCCACAGCAAGCCCCUCCAUCCCCACAAGUUGCACGCGCAGUACAGCCAGAUCCUCGAUUGGUUCAGGCACAGCAACAAGCUCGUCAACAAUACCAGCAAAGUCAGGUACCACACAAUGACUAUCCUUCGGAUGGAAUGACACAGUUCUGCCGCAUCGAUGCACCGUCUGACCGCAGCUCGAUCCCAAGUCCCGCUCGACCUGCCAGUAGGGAUUCACAGAGCGAUUACUCCAACCCCACGUCUUUCUCCAGCAUUGAGCCUCCAAGUGGUUCAGCUUCUCCUGGCAAGCCGAUGCCACAAUCACCGUUACCUGAACCCAGUCCGAUCGAAGAGGGCUCUGUGGCAAAGAAGAGAGGCUUCUUUAACAGCCCCUUCGCACGGAGAAAGAGCAAGCACGAAGUCGAGACCCCAGCAGCUCUUACUCCUGCCAAUCGCAACCGGAACACAUGGGCACCUCCCGCUCGCAGGAACACGGAGGAGAACACCAGCCCAACCAAGAGCUUUGCUACUAGAGCCGCUCCUCGCAAUGCUAUACAGAGCCGCGCUCCCUCGCCCAGCCCUGAACCAGCGGAUCCUCGUGCCAACUUCCAGCUCAACGUUGGCAACAACGUUUUCGACGUGGCCUCGCCGGACAAGAAGAAGCAACAAGAGCAGGAAGAGUCGCAAGAGGAUCUUGAUCCAAUUGCGCAGGCCCUUGAGGAGCUGAGAGGUGUCACUAAGCAAACGUCUGUUCGUCAGCAGCCAGAUGAUCGCAAGCAGGCUUCUUCUCGCCAGACUGCCGAUCGUUACCAUGGUCUCGCAACGCCUGCUCCGGGUACACCUGCUGUCGGGUCGAAGUUGGCAGGUGGUGCACCUACUCCCCUUUCUAACGUCGACCUGAGCGCUGCAAAGCGAGGCACACCUCCACCAACAUACGAGCAGCCAAAACGCGAACAACCGCCUCCCCAGCCUCGUGAGCAGCCGCGCGAACAACCACCCAUGUCUCACCUGGGUGCUCCUAAGCCAGCGCAUACUUCGCGCGCUAUGCAGAAGACGACUCAGAUGUAUGUCAAUCAGAAGAACUCAUACCGCUCAUCUGGAGGGCAAUCACAGCCAUCAUCGCCUUCGACAUACCAACCUGCGCAACGACAGCAACCACCAGCAUCGCAGCCUGCACCAAGAGCGCAACCCGCUCCACGUCAACAACCUGUAGCUCAGCCUGCGCAACGGCCGCAACCUGCGCAACAACCAACGCCACGACCGGCAUCGAGGCUACAGCAACAGCAACAACAACAACAACAGCAGCAGCAGCAGCAGCAGCAGCAGCAAAGGCCUCAACAACAAGCCCCUCCCGCAAAUUCAUUCAGCCGGACCGCAUCGCCCAACCCAUAUGCGGCAUCAAAUGCUGGGGGCAGGCCUAGAGCACAGACAGCUACUGCCGCUGCACAAGCAUACGGUACACCUGUAGGACGUAACUCGUACUCCUCGAACCGUGGCCCAUCUCCCAGUGUCAACCCCACCCCACGAACUGCCUCCCCUCUUCCCCCACAACAGCCCCCUCAACCAGCCUACGCGCAAUCGCAAUCGCGCCCAGCAUCUCGAGCAGCACCCGUGUCGCGAGCCGCAAGCCCCAACCCACAAUUCCGCCAAUCCCAAGAACGACCCAGCAGUUCCCACAGCGGCAUGGCUCUCGCACUCUCCACCGCAGGCAGCGAGCGUGGCGACGGCAGCGUCUACGGCGGAAGCCAGUACGGAGGCAGCGUACGUGGUAGGCCCGGUACUGCUUCUUCCGCCCGGCCCACGACAGCCAGUUCAGCUCGCCCAGGCACCGCUAGUACCGCCCGCCCGCAAAGCUCCUACAUGGGCGGCGGCAGCGCAGGAAGCGAAUUUGGCUUCAGCGGCGGGUCUGGCGCUGGUUCCAUUCCAGAGGAACUGGGCUUCCAGAAGGGCGAUAUCUUGGCUGUGCUUAGGUUGCAGGAUGAUGGGUGGUGGGAGGCUGAGCCUGUGGGCAAUACGGGUCGACCUGGUCUUGUGCCGUCGAACUACUUGCAGCCUUGCUAA